CUCAAUGGCAACUUCCUGGAAGGAUCCAUACCAUCUGACCUGUCCAACCUGCUGUCUCUCUAUGAGAUAGACCUCUCGGCCAAUCAGCUGUCAGGAUCGCUCCCUCCCAUCUUCACCAGCGCCAUGCCGGACCUCAGCAUCAUUCGCUUGUCCCAGAACCAGCUGCAGGGCCCCUUGCCCCAGUCCCUCUCAUCCUGCUCCCAGCUCUACACGCUCAACCUGUCUCGCAACUACUUCACUGGUCUCAUCCCCUCCCUCCCCUCCGCAACUUCUCUCCUCUCGCUCGACCUCUCCUCCAACUUCUUCUUUGGCUCGGGCGUCCCCCUCGACUCCUCCGGCGCCCCAAUCUGCCCCUCGCUCUUUCUCACCGUCAACACAGCCGAUAACUGCCUCACUUUUGACCCCUCGGCGUGUGACGGUGGUGGUAGUAGCGGUGGUAGUGGCAGUGGAGAUGGGGCUGUUGCGACUAGAAGCGUGGGUAUGAGCAGCGGUGGUGACAGUGGCGCGAUAUGGAGCGCUGCCAGUGACACUAGUAGCGGGAGUGGUGAUGGGGCUGUUGCGACUAGAAGCAUUGGUGUGAGCAGCGGCAGCAGCAGCAGCAGCAGCACGGCCAGUAUUGCUGCUGCCGAAGCCUCUCCUGAUAGCACCACUGCUGGUGAUCUUGCUGUCUCCUCUCCCCAUGUCCUUGCCCACCUGGCAUCCCAUGAAGGCAAAGAGAGCGCGGCCUUUCUGGGGCACACAGAAAGGGAGGCGUUUGUGGGGCACAUAGAAAGGGAGGCCUUUUUGGGGCACUCAGAGCGGAUGGCCAUGCUGGGAGACAGGGUGGAGAGGAAAGGAGAGCAAGCAACUUCUGAGGCGCACGUCGUUCUUGAAGGCACCGAGCCUCGCUCGCGCGCCCAUCUGGCAUCGCAUGAGGACAAUCAGAGGGCGGCCUUUUUGGGGCACACAGAGAGGGCGGCUAUGCUGGGAGACAGGGGGAACAUGGGAGGCGACCUGCUGGGCCCGUUGCAUAAGGGCAACCGCAGAGGCAACAGCAGAGACAACAGCAGAGACAACGGCAGAAGACGCAGAGAAGAAGGCAGGGAGGUGGAAGGGUGAUGGGACUUAUGAGCAGUCUGCAGAGCCGCUGGAGCAUGCACGGCGCUUGGCAGUGAUAGCAGCAGGUCGAAUUCGCAAGAAGAAACCGCAAAAACAGCCACCACCACCACCACGACCACAAGCACCACCACCAUCACCACCCCCUCCUCCUCCUCCCUCCCCCCCUCCAGCUGUGACAGUACAGAGUGUGAUUCAACCGCAGCGAACGGCAGCCCAGUGCCAGAGCUUCUGUGGAACGAGUUUCAGCCAAACAGGGGGGGC
Molecule: messenger RNA, 1359 nt
Organism: Closterium sp. NIES-67
Lineage: Eukaryota; Viridiplantae; Streptophyta; Zygnematophyceae; Desmidiales; Closteriaceae
Source: the annotation of a GenBank genome assembly